Messenger RNA from Xenopus laevis (African clawed frog), 1448 nucleotides. It is a transcript of the gene vtn.L, whose product is annotated as vitronectin L homeolog. The record is from RefSeq and is marked provisional. Gene Ontology annotation, biological process: immune response; cell adhesion mediated by integrin; cell-matrix adhesion. Gene Ontology annotation, molecular function: integrin binding; extracellular matrix binding; polysaccharide binding. NCBI's taxonomy places the organism in Eukaryota, Metazoa, Chordata, Amphibia, Anura, Pipidae. Gene Ontology annotation, cellular component: extracellular region.
AGCAGAGGGGAAAGAGAUGAAAGUGCUGCUCUUCCCAGCACUACUGCUGCUGUUGGGGGCAGUCAGAGCAGCCCAUGCCGCAGAAGAGUCCUGUGCUGGCCGCUGUUUUAGUGGCUUUGAUGGCAACAAAAAAUGCCAAUGUGACAUCAUUUGUGUCCAUUUUGAAAGCUGCUGCAUCGACUAUUUAACUCUCUGUAAACCCAAAGAACAACGAGGCGAUGUGUUUGAGAUUCCAGAAGAUGAAUACAAUUAUGAUUCUGGCACAAGUGAACCAGAACUUGCAUCCAAAGUCAAUGAAGAGUUAGAGGAAACUCCAGAUGACACAACAGAACCGGUAGAAAAUGUACCACCUAAAAUCGAGGAGGUGAUCCAGCCAGACCAGAUGGAAGAGUCACAAGACGAGCUAUGCAGUGGCCAACCUUUUGAUGCUUUCACUAAUAUAAAAAACGGUUCCAUCUAUGCAUUUCGAGGCAAAUACUUCUAUGAACUUGAUGACAAGAGUGCCCUGGAUGGAUACCCAAAACUAAUCAAGGAUGUGUGGGGCAUAGAUGGUCCUGUUGAUGCUGCCUUCACUCGCAUGAACUGUCAAGGGAAGACCUAUCUUUUCAAAGGGAAAGAGUACUGGCGUUUCUCUAAUGGAGUGCUGGAGUCAGACUAUCCCCGUAACAUCUCUGAAGGAUUCCACGACAUACCAGACAAUAUAGAUGCAGCAUUUGCCCUUCCAGCAAAUAAUCAUAACGACAGAGAAAAAGUCUAUUUCUUCAAAGGAAACAAAUAUUGGCAGUAUGAGUUCCAGAAUCAGCCCAGCAGGAAGGAUUGCCAGGACUCCGCCCAGUCUGAGCUUUUUACUUAUUAUGUGACGCUGCAGAAAGACAGCUGGGAAGAUUUCUUCAGUUUUCUCUUUGGACCCUCAAUGAAAAGGAGCACUGCAGGACCAUGGUACAUUAACAAAGACUGGAAGGGUGUACCUAAUAAUGUGGAUGCUGUAUUGCCAAGCAGAAUAUAUGUCCCCAAGCAAACACGCCGCAGCAGGAGAAGAAAGUCCCGGCGUAGGAAUAACCGCAAGAAGAGUGGUGGCAUGCGGUCAUUAUGGAGUGAUUUUAGCUUUGAUCCUUUGGAUGGCUUAUUUGAUUAUGAUGAUGAGCAGAGUGAUCCAGACUGGCUACCUCCUGAAAGGCCAGCAGAUUGCCAACCUACUCAAAAUGUCUACUUCUUUAAAAAUGAUAAAUAUUACCGGGUGAAUCUCCGAACAAAGCGAGUGGACUAUGUGUACCCACCAUACCCACGCUCGAUUGCACAGUACUGGCUAGGUUGCAAGAAGGAUGAAAGGCUGGAAAAGUCAAGGGGCUAAAGGUUAAACCCCCCUCACCAAUCAAGCAUUUAUAUUCUAAUAACUGCCUGUCAUGUCUUUGUUGCUCAAGUUUUAAUUAAAAUAUACGUUCUUCUCA